Messenger RNA from Telopea speciosissima, 1491 nucleotides. Its product is annotated as UDP-URONIC ACID TRANSPORTER 1-like. NCBI's taxonomy places the organism in Eukaryota, Viridiplantae, Streptophyta, Magnoliopsida, Proteales, Proteaceae. Gene Ontology annotation, molecular function: antiporter activity. The record is from RefSeq and is a predicted model, not a curated record. Gene Ontology annotation, cellular component: Golgi apparatus. The transcript is spliced from 4 exons. The coding region runs from base 163 to 1086 and encodes 307 amino acids.
AAUAAAAGGAGAAACAAAAACAAAGAUGGGAUCUACUGAAGAAGAUCAUGAUCGGACACAAAAUCGAGGAGCAAAAAUUACCCAGUUUCCAUUAGAGAGGUUCAAUGCGAAUUUCCUCCUGGAAAUCAAAUUCUAAGCUCUCUUGUAACAAACCCACCAAAAAUGUCAGAAAAAAAACAGACCCUUUUCAUAGCUUCUCUGAUCGUUCUCUGGUACUCAUCUAACAUUGGUGUUCUUCUCCUCAAUAAGUACUUGCUCUCCAAUUAUGGCUUCAUCUUUCCAAUCUUCCUCACAAUGUGUCAUAUGUCAGCUUGUGCUCUUCUCAGCUACAUUUCCAUUGGUUUGUUCAAAAUUGUUCCUCUUCAGAAGAUCAACUCGAAGACCCAGUUCUUCAAAAUCGCUUCUUUAAGCGUUGUCUUCUGUGGUUCCGUUGUUGGUGGUAAUAUAUCUCUUAGGUAUCUACCCGUCUCUUUUAAUCAGGCGGUUGGUGCCACCACGCCUUUCUUCACAGCAAUGUUUGCUUAUCUAAUGACAUUUAAGAGGGAAGCUUGGGUCACGUAUGCUGCGUUGGUACCGGUCGUCGCUGGUGUGGUCAUUGCCAGUGGGGGUGAGCCUGGUUUUCACUUGUUUGGUUUCAUUAUGUGCAUAAGUGCCACUGCAGCAAGGGCCUUCAAGUCUGUUCUUCAGAGUAUCCUACUUUCAUCUGAAGGGGAGAAGUUGAACUCGAUGAAUUUGCUGCUGUAUAUGUCCCCAGUUGCUGUUCUAGUUUUAUUACCUACCACAAUAAUCAUGGAGCCCAAUGUAUUAGACGUCAUUCUUUCACUUGGGCGAAAACACUGGUCAAUGUGGCUACUUCUUUUGGUUAAUUCUGUGAUGGCCUACUCAGCGAACUUAACCAAUUUCUUGGUGACUAAGCAUACAAGUGCACUGACGCUCCAGGUGCUAGGAAAUGCAAAAGGGGCCGUGGCUGUUGUUAUCUCAAUACUUCUGUUUCGAAAUCCUGUAACUUUUGUUGGAAUUGCUGGAUAUUCUUUAACUGUCAUUGGGGUGAUCAUUUAUGGAGAAACAAAGCGGCGGCAUAAAUGAACAAUGAGCCUCUUUCACACCAGAAUGGGGAAUCUUAGUUUUUGUGCAGCCGUUAUAAAAUAGAAGAGAUUGAAGUCAAACAGAUCCUCAACAAAGAUUUUUUGAUGAUUAGAAUAGACGGGAUUGAGUUCCUAGCCUUCCAUUAUUCCAUGUACUGAUUGAGAUGCAGAUUAUUUCCUUUAUUUCUUUUUCUUUUCCAGAAAUUCCUAUGUAGUUGUUGUUGUUAUUUAUGAUCAACAUGAGUGUAUUAUUCAGUAUUAGAUUCACAAAAGGAUUUAUCAUUUUUUAUUGGAGUAAGAAUUUUCAUCAGAUAUGCCUUUUAAAACCAGGUCUAUCCAUUUAUAAGGUGUGUGAGGAAUACUUGUUCCAAGCAUAUCAAAGCAAUGUUGUGGUUCGUUCGGUUGU